GCUGAUGAGUGGUAGCCAGUAGACAACAGAGGGUUGUUGAGUGACUGCAGGUAGGCAGGUGAUACAUGUGAUGCUUCACGAACGAAUGGCAUGCACGAUCGAGUCAGUCGAGUGUGCGUGUAUGUGUAUACCUUUGCAGUCAGUGACGUGCAGCACGGACACAUACACGAAGGUAGACACGAACACACGUACACAUAAAAGGAGUUGGUGACGACUUGUCGCGUCAAAACUGUGAGCCGUCACGGAACGGAUGACCGCAUGGAGGGCACAAAACGCAAAACCGACAGCGAACUAUCUGUCGCUGCAUGGUACGUGUCACGUCAAGACCGGUACACCACAGGUCGCCAUCACACACACACAUCCCCACAAACAUUGCGAUCGGCACAUAUCACGGCAAGGGAGGGAGGCGGGGAAAAAGCCCCUCCAUCUGUCAGUCACAGCUGCCCCCCACUGUCCAAGAGCACGUCACCACUCCCACCCCCAUCGCCCACCUCUGGUGCUGGCGUUGUCAAGUCCUCUGAUCGAUCUUCCCAUGGACGAUGCCCCCAUGGGUACGCCAGCCCAAAGUACCUCUCCAGCACCCGAUCAGCCAUCUGCAGGCUCCCCUCGGCCCACCCCUGAACGUCACUGUAGGCCUCAUUCACCAGAUAGAUCGGCACACCGGCCGAAGCGAACGGGUCGGCUGCCAGGUCGGCCAGGGGAGCCUCGCACGAGCAGCAUGAUCGUGAGUGGCACUCCGCCGCGCCCCACCGGUGCCACCCUGCGCCGUGGCCGCGCGUGUCGGGAUACCACGAGGACAGGACGGCAAAGGACGGCUUCAGAGACAAUGUUUGCUUGUAGAGGGAAAGCUGAAAGACAUCACAUCGAGGGGCAAUUGUGUUGGGUGAUGCAGGGGAUGUGUUGGGUUCUGAAUCGAUGUGGGUACCGAUUUGUUUUGCAGCCCCUCUCGGUGGAAAUCAACCACCCUUCUGUGUGCAUGGUCUAACAACAGGGCGCAUCCCCGUGGCAUUUGUCUGUGCGUCAUCAUUGUGUCUUGGUUUACCCAAGAAGAGUUGCCCCUCCGGGGUGUCGUGGUCGAUGAUGGUGUACGGCGCCCCCCUCUCGCGCUGGAAGCGCCGGAAGAACUGCACACACCACAUGCAUUCAUGCAUAGACACACAGGUGGAUGGGAUAGGUGAUCGUCUGUUCGCACCCUUGCAGUCUCUCCCGCCUCGUCAUGCUCAUAGACCGCCAGAAGAAACCCAUAGCACUCCUCUGUGGCGUUGGAGCCACCGCGGCAUCUAAUAUGCCCAUCAUGGUAUCGACCUACACACACACACACACACACAGAGGCAUUCACCCACCCAUCCGUGUCUGUCUGUCUGUCUGUCUGUCUGUCAAUGCCGGCGCACCUUUAAGCAGCAUGUGUUGGGAGUCCCCCUCCUGGCUGAAGUCGCCUCCCACCAGAUGCAGUUUGGUCUGCCACCAUGCGUCAGAGUAGUAGAGGUACAGCUUCGUCACCGUCUCCCCCUCAAGUGUAUGCAGCGCCUUCCACCUCUCGACCGUCAUCAUCGUGGCCGGCAGAUCGCUCUCGCGUAGCACCUCCAGCAACGGACGCACCGGCACGUUCAGGACCACGCGGUCCGCCCGCACAUGAACGUCAUUCGCAAAGGAAAGUGUGAUGGGGCCCUCCUCUUCGCUAGACACAUUCAGCCGAGUGAGCUUGUGUCGCGGGAAGGUCCUGAUCCCCAGAGGGACGGUCUUGUUGACUAGUGUUUCCACCAUGACGAUCAGGCCGGCGUUGGCCCCAUCGCUGUCGACGAGUUUGUAGCGCUGGCAGUCGAGAGGGUUGUAGCACGACACAUUGAGACGUAGGGUUUCCUUCAAUGCCCACAUCGUCGGUGUGUGCGCCGGCCAGAUGCGGUAAGCUCCCGGCUCAACCACAAGAUCGCGAUACUGUCCCAGGCCUCGCAACGACAUGAUGCGACCGCUGAACCACACCGCACGCGCGCACACACACGGUUCGUCCGAUUGUAAUGGCCGACUCUCCGUCUAGCUCACCCGAGUCUGCUGGUCAUCUCGAACAUGCAGAUGUCUCUGCCAGUGUAGUUGCCUUCCUUGAGCAGCCGCCAGGCCACAUACGCCCCGCCAAUCCCCGCACCGACAAUCGCCACCCGACACCCAUCUGUGUCGGCCAGGUCCGACGAGGGCAGGUCUGCCGUCUUGCGGGGGCAGUAGGUGGGUCUGUGGGGAUAGCUGCAAUCCUCCUCGUAGCCCAGGGCGGCCAGCAGUGAUGCCCUCGAGUACGGGAGGGCCUCAUCUGGCCUCACGAAGAGAGAAGGGUGGGACGAGGGGGCAUCGCAAGGGGCAGAGGGCGAGUACAAGUAACGGUUGACGAGAAGGAGCAGGCCGACGACUGCAGCAUAGCAGCACGCACAGAGCAGCAGUGCAGAGUGCGGUGAGUCAGUCGAUGCGCGUGGUUUGCUGGCUUACAUAAUAUAGGCAAAGCAGCCAGAUGGACCCUCCAAUCUAGCCAGGAUGGACAUUGCCUCUCAAGUGGAGUGUCUGGCGUGGGCGGGCGUGGUUCAUCGUCAUCCCUGUCAACAGCGUCCACCGAUGCAUAUGCAGCAGAUGAGUCCUGGAUCUUCAUCUGGAAGUCGCCCCUGGCAGCCGACGGUGAAGACCUCAUCCUUGUAAAAGCUUGUCCCUUCU
Molecule: messenger RNA, 2691 nt
Organism: Vitrella brassicaformis
Lineage: Eukaryota; Vitrellaceae
Source: the annotation of a GenBank genome assembly